AUGUCUGAUCCUGCAGGCCUGGCCAGCAGCGAUGAGGAGGGGCUGCCCAAUGGCGGCGACGGCACCAGAGGCCGCCAGCGGAUCCAGCGGGACUACAGCGACGCCCGAUUGGAGCGGGUGGCCGCCUACACGACGACCACAAUGCGCCUCAAACCGGAUAAAUGGACCAAAAUGAUGGCCACCGAUGAGAUGCGACGUAUUGUUUUGGACUGGCUGCUGGGCCACACCCGAGUCCUGGUAGUAACACUUAGUCCUGGCGGCGAUCUGGUUCCCAGGAGUGGCCUGAGUGACUUGUACUUGCCGUUCACGGUCCCCAGCACCCGGCCAGCAGUUCCCUCUGAUCCUUUGCAACUAGAGGACGAUGCAAUGGCCUCUGCAACGGCCGCGGUGUCCGCUGUGGUGUCUGCCACGCCGGGCGCCCUGCUAGUGCCUCUACCACCCGCUUCCUCCAGCUUCACCACCCUCGACGGAGUGCCGCGGGGCAAGUGCGCCUACUUUGUGCGACGUAAUAGUUCUGGAGGACCUCUGACAGUGGGAAAUUUUUCGGAGGAGGUGCUGUACGGGGACUUUCCAGUCCACAGCAAAAUAGAGACCAUGUCGCUGUUGUUUGAUGAAGUGCUCCAACCGCUCCUGGAACAGGCCCAGAAUCAAUGGCCGGCAGUUGUGCGCAAAGACCUGCAGGCGCGCAUCAAGGAAGUAAGGAACACUCUAACCGAGAUUAAGGGCAAAACCAACAAUCGCACAAUUUUAUCGUUAUUAGUUUCGCCAACAAUCGUCGAGGAAGUGUUUGCCCACGUGAGCCAAGGCCACCUGAGACCUGCUCAGGACCCUAAAUUCCGGAAUCUUCUCGAAGAGAUGUUCAUCAACUGGACCACCCAGAUGCACGACAUAGUGGUGGAACGUUCCGAGUGUCAGGCCCUCGGAUCGUCCUCCCCCAUUUCGCAGUCCGCCCACCCUGCCAAGCACAUCACCUUCGUUUCCCUGCCAGCCCAGGAGAUUGCCUUCUGGACGAACAGAAAGCUAAAUCUGCAGAAUAUCUACGAACAGCUGCGGGAGCCAACACACAAGAUUUUAUCCCAGAUUCUUGAACGUAUCGAAUCGGUAUAUCACCGGCCAUAUGCCAACGCAUUCCGACAGCUCGUGGCCGCCUGGCUAGAGGCCCAGGACGUCUCGCUCUGGCUGCAGCCACUCCUCCGCCAGACUUCCGCCUUUAAUUCGGUGCAAUUUUGCAACGGCCACGACUUGGUCACCCCGCUCGUCCACGUGCUGCACCUGGUGUGGACCAAUGCAACUUACUACCGCAGCACCCAGAGGAUGAGUGUCCUGCUGCGCUGCAUCUGCAACAUGAUGGUACAUCGCGCCUCCGAGGAUCUCGAAUUUCCACUGCUCUUCCAGGGUGAUGCCGAUGAGGGUCUAAUUAAAAUAAAUCGAACUAUCGAAGUACUGGAGCUUUUCAAACAACGCAUUCUUGACUACAAAGAACGCUAUGCAGGACAUCAUGUCCUUUUGCCCGCCCUUCCGGGUGGAGCUGCAGCUGCUGCCCCUUCCCCACCACCAGAUGACUUACCUCAGCUGUGGCGCUUCUGCCACGAGGAUGUGUUUGGGCAAACACUCGAUGGCUUCUCGGCCCAGCUGCUGGAGCUUCGACAGGUGUUCGAGGCUGCGGUACAAUUUCAGCAACUCGAGAAGCUGGAAGUUGGGGGUCUUCGGGGUAAACUCCUCACAGAUAGGAUUAGGGAGAUCUUUGCGGAGUUUAAAGUGCUUUUCGAGCAGUGGAGCAAUGUAGACAUCGAUCUAACUGCCACCCAGGCCAGCAAGUGGCGCUGCUUCCGACGCGAGCAGGCCCUUUUCUUCGGCAGGAUGCAGCUAUUGGAACAGAAACUGGCCACCGUCUUGCUCCAGGCCUUCGAGCAGUGUCACAGCUGGACGCACUUGCUUCGGCUGACACUGAUGUUUGGCGGACUCUUGUAUCGCAGUGCCGUGCAACCGGAGCUGGCCCCUGUCCUGCCACACAUUCUGAAAAUUUACGACUUGGAACUGGAGCAGCUGGAGACCAGUGUCACCGAGGUGCUGCUGGGCUAUGAGAUCCGAGGUCUAGUUGCUCUGCCAAUGGCCAAUAAUUUCCCACCCAUUGCCGGGGCUAUGACUUGGCUGGAACAACACAUAAGCCGAUGCGAUGAGCUUGGAGCCAAGGAGUUGAAUCAUUUGAUUGACCAACUUCUUCAAGAGAAAUCCGAACUACAAACCCUGCCUCUGAAGUGGGACUCUUUACUUUCGCGUCGCAAUAUUUUAACCACAAAGCUCAGCAAUCUGCAGAUGAAAAUCUGGACCAAUUGGCUGGAGGGCAUUGAGAAGCAAAUCGUGCAAGGACUCGACGAGUCAGUGCUCUCCCAGCCGGAGGACAGAAGCCAACUAAACCUAAACUUCUCGCUGGUGCUGUUCACCCUGCUGAAGGAGACGAAAUAUCUUUUGGCCCUACAGGCUACUGGAAGUCUGAGCGGCGAUCUCUUUCAGCUGCCGGAACCGCUUCUGGAGCUCUACGACCAGAGGGAUGCUUACUGGGAGCGCCGCAUACGUUUAAUCAAAAUUGGAGAGUUUUAUAAUGGUAUUCGAUCCGGGGAAUGUGCGGCAGCUGAGCUCCAGUUAAUCCGCAAUGAGUUGGCGGCCAUUGAUGAGCAGGUGGGAGUGGCCUGCCAGAAGCUAACGUGGAGAGAAUAUGACGACCUCCUUGUGGCUGGAAUAUUUGAACAAAGCCGGGAUUUAUUUUCCCGCCUGCAGCAGUCUCACGGAAAUCUAGAUGCCAUUCUGACCAGCAUGCGCCGCUGGAGUCGCGAGCCACUGCAUCAGCGUAGCUUAUACGGCCGGAAUCUCCUGGAUCUGCGCCACCAGCAGGAUCGAGUGCGUCUGCGAUUGCUGCAGUGCGAUGAAACCAAAAUGCUACUAAACCGACUGCUAAUAGCCAACUUUUGUCUGUUUUUUAACUAUGAAUCGCAGGAGUUUCAGUUAUAUUCCAGAGAUCUUAGUGUUCAGGAGUUUGUGAGGGAGUUCCCCAAAGAACAGAGGCAACAGUACAAUAAAUAUUUGGCCAGCGUGGAUGAACUAAUUUGCCGCGAAGUGCGCCAGGCGAUGAGAAUAAGUUUAGAGUAUUUGUACAAAGAAAUGACAGCAACGUCAGCGGCAACAGGGCAGCCGCCUUCGUCACCAGCGUCGGAGCUUACUUCUUUAUCGGGUGGCAUGGCAAGGUUAGUGCUACAGCAAAUCACAGUGCCACAAGCAACAGGAACAACUGCAACAUCGGCAACAGCAACAGCAACAGCCACAUCAACGACAGUCAACGAUGCUCCACUCUUCGAAGUAAAAUUGGAGCUGACGGAAACGGAAAUACGCUUUUCGCCCGCCUUUGAUGCGAGUGUGGAAAAUAAUUUUCAACAAAUUGUGGAGCAGCUGUUGCUCGAUAUAAAACAGACAUGCGACUGCAUGCCAAGAAUUGUGGCUGACAACGCCCUGUCAGAGGAUGAUGAAGACGACGACGCAAACACGGCCGCGACGUUGGAGUCCCUGGGGGAUCAGGACGAAAAGGAGCCGGAAUGCGCGGAUCCAAAGCCGCAGGCCGUGCAGUUCAACCUACUGGCAGCUGCCAAGGCGUAUAGCCAAAAAGUGGAACUCACCGCCGAUGGCCUAGAAAUGCUGGAGAAGGCGAUUCGCUAUGCCCUGGCGGAUACGGUGGAGGCGGCUACGGCUUACGCUGCCAAAUUCCACGCCUAUGCGUUCCUGUGGACCCAAAAAAGUGGCGACGUCCUGGCCGCCUGCAUGCAGAGGGCCAAGGAGCAGACGCAACACGCCAGUGGCCGAGGCUAUGCCAUCAUGGAAACGUUCAAAAAAGAGAUUGAGAACUACAACGAAGUGCACGACGCCAUUGACCAGUGCGAGAACCGGGAGUGCAUCAAUGGCUGGCUGGCCCUUGACCUCAAGCCUCUCAAAUACGGCCUCCUUAAUCUGGCCUGCAAGUGGUCGCAUCUAUGCAAGCAGUGGCUACUCCGCUACGUCCAGGGAACACUGAAAGAGCUAAACGCCUUUAUUGCCCGUGGCCACGAAACUCUGCAGCUGCACAUCGCCCGCCACGACUUCAAGGCCCUGCUCCGGGUACUUGGCAUCAUGGCAGAGAUCCGGCAGCGAGAGCCAUACGCCGACAAUGUCUUCAAGCCGCUCAAGGACAUUAUGGGCCUGCUGAAGACCUACAACGUGGAGUUCGAGCCACAGCUGCUGCGAGGCAUCGAGCAACUGCCCCUCCAGUGGCAGCAACUGAAGCACAGCAGCACCGUGAAGCAGGAGGCGCUGCAGGACACACGAUUCCACCAGCAGCAGCGCGUGUCGGCUCUGAUUGGACUGCACACCUGCCACCUGCAACACUACGCCAGGCAGUUCCAAAGGAUGCCAUUCUUUCGAGUGCCCUGUCCAAACGUCUAUGAAGCCUGCGAUGAGGUCUACGUGCGGCUGCACCGCUUCGGACGCCAGCAGCGUCUCUACACCCGCUGGGCUCGCCUCCUGGACAUCACGGCACCCGACUCCGCCUGUCUGCAGGUGUGCGAGGUAGAGCUGAGGAGAGUCAAGCAAUUGUGGGACUUUGUGCGCGUCAUCGAGUCCUGCAUCGUGGACUGGCACUCAACCCCCUGGCUGCUCAUCGACACCGACGAAAUGGAGCACGAGUGCAAGAAGUUCACCCGCGACCUGCGCACCCUGGACAAGUGCAUCCGCGACUGGGCGCCCUACGUGCACAUUGUGGCCGUGCUGCGCGAGCUGGUUGCCUCACUGAGGGCCAUCACCGAGCUACAGAAUCCGGCAAUUACGGAGCGCCAUUGGAUGGAGUUGAUGCAGCUGACAAAGACCUCUUACAAGAGUAACAAAUCAACAAGCUUGGCCCAACUCCUCACCCUGAAGCUUCAACACCAUGAAGAGGACAUAAAAAACACCGUGGAUCGUGCCAUCAAGGAGAUGACUGUGACCAAGGUUCUCGAUGAGAUUAAGGCCACCUGGGCUCAUUUGGAGUUCGAGCUGGAACAGCACCACACCCGGCCCCAUAUCCAGUUGCUGAAGGUCUCCGAGGAACUAAUCGAAACCCUGGACGACAACCAGAUGCAGUUGCAAAACAUUUCCACCUCGAAACACAUCGAGUACCUCCUAGACAAGCUUACCCACUGGCAGAGGGUUCUGGGCGGCAUCGACACCCUCAUUGUUAACUGGUUCGAGGUGCAGCGGAAGUGGAUCUACCUGGAAUGCAUCUUUAUUGGAUCGGCAGAUAUCCGGGCCCAACUGCCGGCAGAUGCGGCAAACUUUGAGAAGAUAGAUGCUGAUUUUACGGAACUUCUGGGCAAGGUAAGCCACGUUCGGGUGGUAAUGCAAGUAGUCUUGCACCAUGACGAUGUUCUGGCUCAACUGUUGCAGUUGCAACAGCGACUAGCGGUCUGCGAGAAGGCCUUGAACGAUUAUCUGGAAACGAAGCGUCUGGCCUUUCCCCGCUUCUACUUCAUCUCGGCCGCCGACCUGCUGGACAUCCUCUCGAAUGGAAACAAUCCGCAGGUUAUCGACCGACACCUGAUCAAGUUGUUCGACUCGAUCCUGCGGCUUGAGUACGACACUAAUACUCCCAAUGCCGUGGGAAUGCACUCCAAGGAGAAUGACGAGUAUGUGCCCUUUGUAUCGGCGGAUCAGAAUCAGCCCGCAUUCAUUGAAUGUAGCGGAAGGGUGGAGCUCUGGCUGAGAGCCAUCAUUCAGCAAAUGCGCAGCACUUUGCACGAGCUAUUUCGACGUGCCCUGAAGGUUUUCGGGGAGAAGCCCCGGGAGCAGUGGCUCUACGACUGGCCCGCCCAGGUGGCGCUCUGCUGCAGUCAAAUAAGCUGGACGGCGGAUGUGAACCGGUCCUUUGGCUGCAUGGAGGAGGGCUACGAGGGCGUCAUGAAGGAACUACACAAACGACAAAUCGCCCAGCUGAACGCUCUUAUCAAUUUGCUCCUCGGCGAGCUGUCGCCCGGAGAUCGACAGAAGAUCAUGACAAUCUGCACUAUAGAUGUUCAUUCGCGAGAUGUGGUGGGCAAGAUCAUUGCCGCCAAGGUGGACAACUCCCUGGCCUUCCAGUGGCAGAGUCAGCUGCGUCACAGAUGGGAUGACGACCAGGCUGGCAGCUCCAGUGGCAGGGCAAGCACAGCCAUCAGCUGUGGAAGCGGAGACGAGGACUGCUUUGCCAACAUCUGCGAUGCGGAAUUCCGGUAUGCCUACGAGUAUCUGGGAAAUACAUCCCGCCUGGUAAUCACUCCACUCACAGAUCGCUGCUAUAUAACCCUAACGCAGUCGCUGCGAUUGCGGUUGGCCGGUGCAACCGCAGGACCUGCUGGAACCGGAAAAACAGAAACAACCAAGGACCUGGGACGCGCCCUGGGCGUAAUGGUUUAUGUCUUCAACUGCUCGGAGCAAAUGGACUACAAAUCUUGUGGCAACAUUUACAAAGGGCUGGCCCAGACUGGUGCCUGGGGCUGCUUUGACGAGUUCAAUCGCAUCUGCGUCGAGGUCCUGUCCGUGGUGGCCGUCCAGGUGAAGACCAUACAGGAGGCAAUAAAGAUGCAUAAAACCCAAUUUAUCUUUAUGGGCGAGCGCAUUUCGCUGGAGCCGUCGGUUGGAAUUUUUAUCACCAUGAAUCCGGGAUACGCCGGCCGGACAGAGCUGCCGGAGAACCUGAAGACCCUGUUCCGGCCGUGCGCCAUGAUUGUUCCGGACUUUGCUUUGAUUUGUGAGAUUAUGCUAAUGGCCGAGGGCUUCCAGGACGCCCGUCUGCUGGCCCGAAAAUUUAUCACCCUGUACACGCUGUGCAAGGAGCUGCUAUCCAAGCAGGAUCACUACGACUGGGGUCUGCGGGCCAUCAAGUCGGUGCUGGUGGUGGCCGGCACCCUCAAGAGGGACGACCACAGCCGGCCGGAGGAUCAGGUGCUGAUGCGAGCACUGCGCGACUUCAAUAUCCCCAAGAUUGUCACGGAGGACGUGCCCAUAUUUAUGGGUCUGAUUGGCGACCUAUUUCCGGCCCUGGAUGUGCCCCGCAAGAGAGUCUUCGAGUUCGAGAAGACGAUACGGAGAGCGGUAAACGAAAUCAAGCUGCAGCCGGAAGAGGGGUUCCUUAUGAAGGUGGUCCAACUUCAGGAGCUUCUCGAUGUCCGGCAUUCUGUAUUCAUAGUGGGAAAUGCCGGCACUGGCAAGACCAAGAUCUGGCAAACCCUGCAAGAAACCUACCGGAUCCAAAAAAUGAAACCAGUCUGUCACGUCCUCAAUCCCAAGGCCUUGUCCAACGACGAACUGUUCGGCAUUGUGAAUCCCACGACGCGGGAGUGGAAAGAUGGCCUCUUUUCCUCCAUCAUGCGGGAGCAGGCGAACAUGCCGCCUGGGAAUCCAAAGUGGAUUGUCCUAGACGGGGACAUUGAUCCCAUGUGGAUCGAGAGCUUAAACACUCUGAUGGACGAUAACAAAAUUCUCACAUUGGCCAGCAACGAAAGAAUCUCUCUCAAAAAGGAGAUGCGGCUCCUCUUCGAAGUAGGACAUCUGAAGGCUGCCACUCCGGCCACAGUUUCACGAGCUGGCAUCCUGUACAUCAAUCCCCAAGACUUGGGCUGGUCUCCAUAUGUUUCUUCUUGGCUGGAGACCCGAGUGGAUAUGAUAGAGAGGGGCAUCCUGACUACAUUGUUCGAGAAAUAUUUUCCAUGCCUAAUGCAGCGACAUCGCGAUUUUCGCCGCAUCACUCCCAUUACGGACAUGGCCAUGAUUCAGAUGACCUGCUACCUUCUUGAAUGUCUUCUGGACAGCGAUACCGAUGGCAAUGAUGGCCGUGGUGGAGCUGGAUCCGCCGUAAAUCCGCAUGGCUUGCAGCACGGUGAGCUCUCGCACGAGGCCAUGGUGAUGGCCUUAGAAACCAUCUUCGUGUACGCCACUGUUUGGAGUUUUGGCUCAGCCCUCAGCCAGGACGUAAUCAUUGACUGGCACCGCGAAUUUCACAAAUGGUGGAUUGGAGAGUUCAAGGACAUCAAGUUGCCCAGCCAGGGCACAGUUUUCGACCAUCAAUUGAAUGUGCAAACCCUAAAAUUUCAACCCUGGACUGAGCUGGCUGCCCAGGAUCAAUUGGAUGGCCAAAUUGAUUCCGAGACUCCGCUACAGAACAUACUUAUAUCUACGGCGGAAACCACUCGCCUGGCUUAUUUUCUCAAACUCCUCAUCGACCGCAACUUGGCCUGUAUGUUAGUUGGUAGUUCUGGCUGUGGCAAGGGUGCCAUUUUCCGAGAACUCUUCAGCCAGUACGCCAAUGACCAGGAACUCCUUGAAGUGGCUGUUACCACGGUUUCGGCUUCAGAAAGCAAUCACCAGCCAGCAAUUCAAACGGCAAACGCACCAGGCGUGCGGCGCAAGGCGUCCUCCUCGGCUACUCCGCUUCUGACCACCGUUCAGGCCACCCACUUUAAUUUCUACACCAGCUCGGAGAUAUUCCAGAAGAUGCUCGACCGACCACUGGAAAAGAAGUCUGGAAGAUGCUACGCCCCCAGUGGUCCCAAACGAAGACUUGUAUACUUUGUAAAUGACCUAAACAUGCCGGAAGUAGAUGCUUAUGGAACAGUACAGCCACACACAAUAAUGCGGCAGUUUAUGGACUACAGGCAAUGGUACGACCGACAAAGGCUGCAGCUAAAGGACAUCCGUCACUGCCAGUUCGCGGCUUGUAUGAAUCCCACAGCCGGAUCAUUCACUAUUGAUCCCCGACUGCAACGCCACUUUUGUGUGUUUUCGGUUGCUCCGCCGAGCGAGGAUACGCUGCAGUAUAUUUACGGCAGUAUCCUGGCCAGUCACCUGGAAAGCCCUGGCCAAGGAUUCAGCAAAGAGAUCCGGUCCAUCGGCAGUUUGCUGGUGCGGGUGGGAAUUGCCCUUCAUCGGCGGGUGGAGUACGCUUUUCUGCCCACCGCCGUAAAGUUCCACUAUCUGUUUAAUCUCCGGGACUUGACGGGUAUUUACCAAGGGCUGAUGAAUAGUGUGGGAGCCCCAGCCUCGGCGGGGGGAGCAAACACUGGCUAUGGGGGAACCAUUUGCAGCCGGCCCUCGGAACUGAUGCGCCUCUACGUCCACGAGGCCUUUCGGGUCUAUCAUGAUCGACUAGUGGAUCCCUAUGAUAUCAAAUCAUUUAAAUCAUCCAUCAGAGAUAUUUUUAAGAAGGAUUUCGAGGACUUUGAUGAGGAUUUUGUGUUUGCAGAACCGCUGAUCUAUAGCCACUUUGCCCAGUCGCUGGUGGAUCAGAAAUACAUGCCCCUCAAGAGCUGGGACUCUCUUUACUCGCUUCUUAUUGAAGCCCAGGCAAGUUAUAAUGAGGUGGUGGGGUACAUGAAUUUGGUCCUUUUCGAGGAUGCCAUGAUACACGUUUGUCGCAUAAAUCGCAUUCUGGAGAAUCCUCGGGGUAAUGCUCUCCUUAUAGGCGUAGGAGGCUCUGGCAAACAGACUCUGGCCCGCCUAGCCGCCUUUAUUUCCUCCCUUAGUGUCUCCCAAAUUCAAAUCAAGCGGGGCUUCGGCCUUCUAGAUAUGAGAGAAGAAAUCGCCAGUCUGUACAUGAAGGUGGGCCUCAAGAAUUUGGCCUCGGUAUUCCUCAUCUCAGACGCUCAGAUACCCGACGAAUCGAUACUAAUGCUGAUAAAUGAUCUGCUGGCAUCUGGGGAGAUACCCGAACUCUUCAACGACGACCAGAUGGACACCAUUACCAAUGGAAUUCGCAACGAGGUGAAACAAAGUGGCACCCUGGACACCAAGGACAAUUGCUGGAGGUAUUUCGUGGAGAAAGUCAGACGGCUGCUGAAAGUGGUGCUGUGCUUUUCGCCCGUGGGGCAGACUCUGCGUGUCCGGGCUCGGAAAUUUCCGGCCAUCAUCAGCCGGACGGCCAUCGACUGGUUCCACGAGUGGCCCAAAAGCGCCCUGGAGUCCGUUUCCCAGAAGUUCCUCAACGAAAUCAGUGGCAUUUUGGAGCCCGCCCUCGUGCCGCCCAUCGGGUGCUUUAUGGCUUACGUCCACGGCACUGUGAAUCAGAUAUCGAGAAUUUAUCUGCAGAAUGAAAAACGCUACAACUACACGACCCCGAAAACUUUUCUGGAAUACAUUUUCCUCUACCGCAAACUGUUGGUGGACAAAAACGGCGAGUUUGCGGAGCGCAUUGCCCGGCUCCAGAGCGGAAUGGCCAAGCUGGCGGAGUGCGCCCGUCAGGUGGACACUCUGAAGCAUCAACUGGCAAUCCAAGAGGUCCAAUUGGCGGCCAAGAACGCUGCUGCCGACAAGCUGAUUGUGAUCGUAAGCGCCGAGAGUGAGAAGGUGAAGAAGGAGCGGUACAUCGCCUCCGAGGAGGAGAAGCGGGUUCGCAUCAUCGAGGAGGAUGUCUCCAUCAAGACCAAGAUGUGCGAGGAGGAUCUUAGGCAGGCGGAGCCUGCUCUGGUGGCCGCCCAAGCUGCCCUCAACACGCUGAAUAAGAACAAUCUCACCGAAUUAAAGUCCUUUGGAUCACCUCCCAAGGCGGUCAUUAAUGUCUGUGCUGCCGUGAUGGUCUUGCUGGCCAGCAAUGGGAAAAUCCCAAGGGAUCGGAGCUGGAAGGCUGCCAAGCUGAUGAUGGUGCGAGUGGAUCAGUUCCUCAAUGAUCUUUUGAACUACAAUAAGGACAACAUACAUCCCAAUAUCAUUGAAACCCUACAGGAGUAUCUUAAGGACCCCGAAUUUAAUCCAGACAAAGUAGUGCAGAAAUCAGUAGCCGCCGCAGGGCUGUGCGCCUGGGUAAUUAAUUUACAUCGCUACCAUCAGGUUUUCUUGAUCGUCGGGCCCAAACAACAGGCUCUGCAGGACUCGCAGCAGGAGCUAUUGGAGGCACGCGAACGGCUGCAGUAUCUGAAGGCGAAAAUCAACAACUUGGAGGCGAAGCUGGCCGAGAUUCAGGCCGAGUUUGAGAACGCGGUGGCCGAGAAGCAAAGGUGCCAGCGGGAGGCGGACAAGACCUCCUUCACCAUUGACCUGGCCCACCGGCUGGUCAACGGACUGGCCAACGAGAACAUCCGGUGGAAAGAGUCCGUGCAGAGCCUGCAGGCCAAGAUUGGUACCCUGCCCGGAGAUAUACUGUUAAUUUCCUCGUUCCUGUCGUACGUGGGCUGUUUCACGCGGCGCUACCGGGAGGAGCUGCAGCACAAGAUGUGGCUGCCGAACUUUCGCAAAAUCGAUCCCCACAUUCCGCACACCGAGGGCGUGGACACCUUGGCUCUCUUCUCCGACGACGCCCAGAUAGCCGCCUGGAACAACGAGGGUCUGCCCAUGGAUAGGAUGUCCACCGAGAACGCCACCAUUCUCCAGUACUCCACCCGAUGGCCAUUGAUGAUUGAUCCGCAGCUGCAAGGCAUCAAAUGGAUCAAGAACAGGUUUGGGGUCUCUUUGGUGGUUCUCCGACUGCGGCAAAAAGGAUUCCUGGAGGCCCUAGAGAAGAGUAUUUCCCAUGGCGACACUGUCCUCAUAGAGCAAAUUGAGGAAACGAUGGACACAGUUCUGGAGCCGCUACUCAGUCGGGCCUUGAUUAAGAAGGGUCGCUACCUGCGUAUCGGUGACAAGGAAAUCGAGUUCAACCCCAACUUCCGGCUCAUCCUGCACACCAAGCUGGCCAAUCCCCACUACAAGCCGGAAAUGCAGGCCCAAACGACGCUUAUAAACUUCACUGUCACACCGGACGGACUCGAGGAGCAGCUGCUGGCGGAAGUGGUGAAAAUCGAGCGUCCGGACUUGGAGCAGAUGAAAACGGAGGUCACGGUCCAGCAGAACAAGUUCAAGAUCUCACUGAAAGCCUUGGAGGACGAGCUGCUGGCCCGUUUGGCGUCAGCCGGGGAAAAUGUCCUGGAUGACCACGCUCUGGUCCUGAAUUUGGAGAACACAAAGCGCACGGUGGACGAGAUCGAGGCCAAGGUGCGGGAAGCAAGAGUAACAACAUUGCAGAUUGACGAAACCCGGAAUAUAUACAGAUCGGCGGCUAAGAGGGCUGCCAUCCUAUACUUUGUUCUCACUGAUUUGAGUCGCAUUAAUCCAAUUUACAAGUUCUCCCUAAAAUCCUUCAUGCAUGUUUUCCGACAGGCCAUUGCCCUUGCCGCCGAAUCGAAGAACUAUGAGCGGAGGGUGCUCCACUUGGUGGACUCCAUCACCCUGCAGACCUAUCGAUACACACUACGCGGGCUAUUUGAAGCUGAUAAGCUCACCUUUACUUCGCACAUGACCCUGCGCAUCCUCAUUGCCGCCGAACAGGUGGCCAAAGACGAGACGGACUUCCUAUUGAGAUAUCCCCAUGAUCCCACUACCCUGUCGCCCUUGGAUUUCGUGGGCCGCAGUGCUUGGGGUGGGAUAAAGUCCCUGACCCUGAUUGAACACUUCUACGGCAUCGACAAGGACAUGGAGAACUAUACAAAGCGCUGGCGCAAGUUUAUGUCCAGCGAUACUCCGGAACGGGAACAAUUCCCCGGCGAGUGGAAGCACCGCACGCCGCUUCAGAAACUGUGCAUUAUCCGGGCGCUGCGACCGGAUCGGAUGACCUAUGCCAUGCGUCAGUUUGUGGAGCAAACAAUGGGAAAGUCUUAUGCGGAGGUGCAAACCCCUCCGUUUGGGGCCAUCUUCCAGGAACUAAAUGCAGCGACUCCUGCCUUUUUCAUCCUUUCGCCCGGAGUGGAUCCCAUCCGGGAUGUGGAGAGCUUCGGCAAGCGGCAGGGCUUCCAUGCGGAGGCUGACACCUUGGUGAACAUUUCCCUAGGGCAGGGUCAGGAGCUGCUGGCCGAGCAGGCAAUUAUUCAGGCCCUGGAGUCCGGACAGCAGUGGGUAAUCCUGCAAAACAUCCACCUCGUAGUCAACUGGCUCCCUACCCUGGAGAAGCUCAUAGAGCGCAUUGUUCUGCAAAGUGAGACGCAGGGGGAAUCCAGUUUCCGGCUUUUUAUCAGCGCUGAGCCUGCUCCGGAUCCACAAUACCAUGUGAUACCACAAGGUAUUCUCGAGUCCUCGCUGAAGGUGGUGAAUGAACCGCCAGCUGGGAUGGAGGCCAACCUACAUAAGGCCUGGGACAAUUUCUCACAAGAUGCUCUGGAAACAUGCACCCAGGAGGCGGAGUUCAAGUCCAUCCUGUUCGCGCUCUGCUAUUUCCAUGCUGUGGCUGGAGAACGACGAAAGUUUGGUCCUCAAGGCUGGAACAAGGUCUACCCCUUUAACAUUGGUGACCUGAUCAUUUCGGCCAAUGUGCUCCACAACUAUCUGGAGGGAAGUAAUCGCAUUCCCUGGGAGGAUUUGCGAUACCUGUUCGGGGAAAUCAUGUACGGUGGACAUAUCACCGACGACUGGGAUCGCCGACUCUGCCAGACUUAUUUGGAGGAGUUACUGCAGCAAGACCUGAUAGAUGGGGAUUUUGAAUUGUGCCCGGGAUUUCCGGCUCCACCCAAUCUGGAUUUCGAUGGCUAUCACUCGUAUAUUACCGAAAUGCUGCCGGAGGAGAGCCCACUGCUGUAUGGUCUGCAUCCAAAUGCAGAGAUUGGCUUCCUGACCACAGCCUCCGAGCAACUGCUGCGCACCAUCUUCGAGCUUCAGCCGAGGGAGUCGGAGCUGAGCUCACAUUGCGGCGCACCCCGGGAGGAGCUGGUGAAAAUUAUGAUUGACGACUUCCUGGACAAGCUGCAGGACGAGUUCAAUCUCCAGGCUCUUCUCAAUCGAGUCGAAAGGAAAACUCCGUUUGUGGUCGUGGCCCUGCAAGAAUGUGAGCGAAUGAACGCACUUAUCCGAGAAAUAAAGCGAUCUCUGCGAGAAUUGAUGCUGGGUUUGAAGGGAGAACUGACUAUCACCCAGGAAAUGGAGCGAUUGGACCACGCGAUCUUCUACGAUCAUGUCCCAGGGGCGUGGGCUCGACUGGCAUAUCCCAGCAUGCUGGGCCUGCAGUCCUGGUUUUCCGACCUACUACACCGCAUCAAGGAGCUAGCGGGCUGGCUCAACGACUUCAAGCUGCCGUGUGCCAUCUGGCUGGGAGGGCUCUUUAAUCCGCAGAGCUUCCUUACGGCCAUCAUGCAGGAAAGUGCCCGAAAGCACGACCUACCCCUAGACCGCAUGCUCAUCAGCUGCGAUGUUACCAAAAAACAAAAAGACGAUGUCACUUUGCCACCCAUGGAGGGCGCCUUUGUGCACGACCUGUACAUGGACGGCGCCAGCUGGGAUUGUCAGUUGAACUCCAUUGUAGCCCUGCGACCCAAGGAAAUGCUCUGCGCGAUGCCUGUCAUAUACAUCAAGUCCAUCGUCCAGGAGAAGCAGGAACUGCAGCGCGUCUACGAGUGUCCUUUGUACAAGACCCGGUCGCGUGGCAACACUUAUGUGUGGACCUUUAACCUAAAGACUCGUGAACGCCCCUCGAAGUGGAUCCUGGGCGGAGUGGCGCUUUUACUGCAGCCAUAAAUAACUCUCUCGGAUU
Molecule: messenger RNA, 14512 nt
Organism: Drosophila bipectinata
Lineage: Eukaryota; Metazoa; Arthropoda; Insecta; Diptera; Drosophilidae
Product: dynein beta chain, ciliary
Biological process (GO): cilium movement involved in cell motility
Cellular component (GO): 9+2 motile cilium; dynein complex; axoneme
Molecular function (GO): dynein intermediate chain binding; dynein light intermediate chain binding; minus-end-directed microtubule motor activity
Source: RefSeq, a predicted model, not a curated record